AUGACAUCUCUUCACGACCUCGACGCUCAUCAACACCCCCCCGACUGGCUGCGAGCCGAAUUCGUACGACACAAGAAACAGAGUCAAGAUGAACUCCUGUCAGAUCCCAACAUCGACAACCCUCGAUCUCCUCCUCAUCAGUCCAGCUUCAAGUCCACGGGCGACAUCAUCUCCAAGACGCAGCUAUGCGAGGCCUUUUCCCAUCUCGGACUGAGCUCCGUAUCGGUCGACAGUGAUGUUCCCAUACUCUACCAUCCUCUUCUUCCAGACCUCCUCAUCAUUCCCGACCUCAUCCCUCCCACCAUCCAGAUCAGACUCAUGGACCUCAUGGCCCACCGGGAUCUCAGCGUCCCCCACCACUCCAGUAACCUGAGCCUCCACUAUCGCGUACCCUACCCACCCUCGGGUGCAUCCCUCUUCUCCCUCGGGCCGGACGAUGAUCCUUCCUCGUCGUCAUCGUCGCCGUCUACCUUCCAGCCUCUCGACCCGUCCGUCCACCGUGCCCUCACCCCCCGCCAGGCACUCAAUCGCCGUCUCAGCUGGGUCACCCUGGGCGGACAGUACGACUGGACGAGACGCGUGUACCCGGAGUGCGGGACCCCUCCGCCCUUCCCGCCCGACCUGGCCUCGUUCCUGCGCGCCCUUUUCCCCCAGACCGUCGCCCAGGCUGCCAUCGUCAACUUCUAUACCCCCGGGGACACCAUGAUGAUGCAUCGGGACGUCAGUGAGCGCGUCGACAGGGGGCUCGUGAGUCUGAGCCUCGGGUGUGAUGGGAUAUUCAUGAUUGCUCCACCAGACGCUGAGGGGGAUUCUACAACGGGGGCUUCUUCUCCUUCCUCCCCUUCUUCGUCUUCUUCUUCUUCUACUACUACUGCUGCUGCUGCUGCUGCUGCUGCUGCUGCUGCUGCUGCUGCUACUACUACUGCCAAAGAGGGGACAAAAAAGUACCUGCUCCUCCGCCUGCGAUCCGGUGAUGCCGUCUACAUGACGGGCCAGUCGAGACGGGCCUUUCACGGCGUGCCCAAGAUCCUGAGGGGUACGUGUCCCUCAUUCUUGGAAGAUUGGCCGGCCACUGCAGAUGAGAAUGGUCCGUAUGAACGGUGGCGUGGUUGGAUGAAGAAUAAGAGGAUCAAUCUCAAUGUUAGGCAGAUGGAACAUGAGUAG
Molecule: messenger RNA, 1164 nt
Organism: Geosmithia morbida
Lineage: Eukaryota; Fungi; Ascomycota; Sordariomycetes; Hypocreales; Bionectriaceae
Product: Oxidoreductase
Exons: 2
Coding region: 1-1164 (387 amino acids)
Cellular component (GO): cytoplasm; nucleus
Source: RefSeq, a predicted model, not a curated record